Ahaetulla prasina is the source of this 1920-nucleotide messenger RNA. RefSeq names its product NSFL1 cofactor (gene NSFL1C). Gene Ontology annotation, biological process: membrane fusion; autophagosome assembly; Golgi organization. Lineage: Eukaryota; Metazoa; Chordata; Lepidosauria; Squamata; Colubridae. Bases 36 to 1145 code for a protein of 369 amino acids. The record is from RefSeq and is a predicted model, not a curated record. The transcript is spliced from 9 exons. Gene Ontology annotation, molecular function: ubiquitin binding. Gene Ontology annotation, cellular component: cytosol; nucleus.
GCGGCCGGAGCGCUUUGGCGGUUGCACCGGGCAAGAUGGCGGACCGCGAAGAAGCGUUGAGGGAGUUCGUGGCCGUGACCGGGGCCGAGGAGGAGCGGGCGCGCUUUUUCCUGGAGUCGGCGGGCGGGGACCUGCAAAUCGCCCUGGCUAGUUUCUACGAAGAUGGCGGUGACGAAGACAUCAUGACCCUCCCACAGCCAACCUCUAGCUCCGUUACCAGAGGCACCGCAGCCAGCGACCACAGGGUAACGUCGUUCCGUGACCUCGUUCACGCUCAGGAGGAGGAAGAGGAGGAGGAAGAAGGACAAAGGUUUUAUGCCGGUGGGUCAGAACGAAGCGGGCAACAGAUUGUUGGGCCCCCGAGGAAGAAAAAUUCGAACGAGCUGGUGGAAGAUCUGUUCCGGGGGGCCAAAGAACACGGGGCUGUGGCUGUUGACAGGACAGCUAAGAGCCCCGGGGAAGGCAGCAGGCCAAAGCCCUUUGCAGGAGGCGGGUAUCGCUUGGGAGCCGCACCGGAGGAAGAGUCCGCUUACGUCGCGGGAGAAUUGAGGCAGAACGCUGCCCAAGAUGUCCACGUAGUCCUGAAGCUGUGGAAAAGCGGAUUUAGCUUAGACAGUGGCGAGCUGAGGAGCUACCAAGAUCCCUCCAACUCUCAGUUCCUGGAGUCCAUCCGUCGGGGAGAAGUGCCCGCCGAGCUCCGUCGGUUGGCACGUGGCGGGCAGGUCAACCUGGAUCUAGAGGAUCACCGCGAUGAAGAUUUCAUGAAGGCCAGGGGGACCUUCAAGGCAUUCACCGGAGAAGGCCAGAAGCUAGGCAGCACCGUCCCCCAAGUGAUGGGCACCAGCUCGCCCUCCCAGCAGGCGGAAAACGAAGCCAAGGCCCGUUCCCUGAUCACCAUUGACGAGACAGAGCCCACCACCAACAUCCAGAUCCGGCUUGCAGACGGUGGGCGUCUCGUACAGAAAUUCAACCACAGUCACAGGAUCCGCGACAUCCGGCUGUUCAUCGUGGACGCCCGGCCGGCUAUGGCCGCCACGGGCUUCGUCCUCAUGACCACUUUCCCCAACAAGGAGCUCUCGGACGAGGACCAAACUCUGAAGGACGCCAACCUCCUGAACGCCGUCAUCGUCCAGCGGUUCGUAUAAGGGAUAACCAGCCCAUCCCACCUGCCGGUCCACAUCGCCUGCCUCUCUCUCUCUCUCUCUCUCUCUCUUUGCGGCGUUCACCGCCCCCACCGCACAAGGUGGCCACCAGGCGAUCAAAGCCAGUUUCCCCCGGCUCUGCGGAUUGGCCCGUUGGGGGUUGCGUUUCCCGUAUAUUCGGGUUUUCUUUUCCUUUUUUUUUUAAUUUCUAUAUAUAUAUAUUUUUUUUCUCCUGUGCUGAUCCAUGGACUUUUACGAAAGAAACGAAGUACCAAACCGAGACUGGAUUGUAGGUUGUUGUUUUUCUUUUUCUUUUUGUUCCCCGGUGUGCCUGCCGGAGCCUGUGCCGGUUAACGGAGGCAGCAGCCUUUUUUUGGAAGUGGGCGCGCGUGAAAGGGAGGUCCCGGAGUCUGUUCCUGGGUCCUGUUUUGGAGUAGGCGGCCCCCCUCAUCCUUCCUCCUCUUUCGGUGUAUUAAAUAAAGUGAACCCCAUAAAAGGAACCUCUUAUCUUUUUUCCUAUCGUCAACCAAAUCCUGUUUUUCAAUCUGGUCAACUUUUAAGACGGGUGGACUUCAACUCCCAGAAUUCCCCAGCCAGCUAUGCUAUGCUAUGCUAUGCUAUACUAUGCUGGCUGGGGAAUUCUAGGAGUUGAAAUCCACCCAUCUUAAAAGUUGCCGAGAUUGACAAACAUUGCCGUUACAUCGAUUGUCAAAUUCUUCCCCUUCUUAAACAGGCUAAAUUCUUCCUCCCUCCUUCCUUUGGACACUCUUUUUUUUUU